AUGACAGGGGUGUUUGACAGGAGGGUCCCCAGCAUCCGAUCCGGCGACUUCCAAGCCCCGUUCCCCACGUCCGCGGCCAUGCACCACCCGUCCCAGGAGUCGCCCACUCUGCCCGAGUCCUCGGCCACCGACUCCGACUACUACAGCCCCGCGGGCGCGGCCCCGCACGGCUACUGCUCUCCUACCUCGGCCUCCUACGGCGGCAAGGCGCUCAGCCCCUACCCGUACCAGUACCCCGGCGCGGGCGGCGCCGCCGGCGGCUACCCCGCCAAAGCCUACGCCGACUACGGCUACGCCAGCCCCUACCACCAGUACGGCGGCGCCUACAACCGCGUGCCCGGCGCCGCCAGCCAGCCAGAGAAAGAAGUGGCCGAGCCCGAGGUGAGGAUGGUGAAUGGCAAACCAAAGAAAGUUCGCAAACCCAGGACUAUUUAUUCCAGCUUUCAGCUGGCUGCGUUACAGAGAAGGUUUCAGAAGACUCAGUACCUCGCCCUGCCCGAACGCGCCGAGCUGGCCGCCUCGCUGGGCCUGACGCAAACACAGGUGAAAAUCUGGUUUCAGAACAAAAGAUCCAAGAUCAAGAAGAUCAUGAAAAACGGGGAGAUGCCCCCGGAGCACAGCCCCAGCUCCAGCGACCCCAUGGCGUGUAACUCGCCGCAGUCUCCGGCGGUGUGGGAGCCUCAGGGCUCGUCGCGCUCGCUCAGCCACCACCCUCAUGCCCACCCUCCGGCCUCCAACCAGUCCCCCGCGUCCAGCUACCACCUGGAGAACUCGGCUUCCUGGUACCCGAGCGCCGCCAGCUCCAUCAACUCCCACCUGCCGCCGCCGGGCUCCUUACAGCACCCGCUGGCGCUGGCCUCCGGGACGCUCUAUUAG
This is a messenger RNA of Pipistrellus nathusii (Nathusius's pipistrelle), 876 nucleotides long. The record is from the annotation of a GenBank genome assembly. NCBI's taxonomy places the organism in Eukaryota, Metazoa, Chordata, Mammalia, Chiroptera, Vespertilionidae.